CGCUGCCAGAGCAGUCUGCAAGCGCCGGGAAAUUUAAAAACCGUUUGUAUCGAUUCAAAAAAUUCAGAGGAGAUCGGAGCAUUGGGAAAAUCUCUGCAGUCUCUGGAAGGCGAUGAUAGAAAACGAGAUUAGAACGGAGAUGUCAGGGAUAUUAAGGACUUCGGGACAUGAUCACUCAACCCAGGAUUACAGGACCAGCCUUUUGACCCCUGACCCUUGCCAGCUGAGUGAGGAUGACCUCCCAAGUGACCUGCAAUCCUUGUCUUGGCUGACAUCUGUUGAUGUCCCCCGUUUACAACAGAUGGCGACAGGUCGAAUGGACUUUAAUCUGAGUGCCCAGAAUUCAACGUUGACAACGCAAACAGGCCUGGUUCUCCAUGACAUGUCUAAUAAUAUGACACCAACAUCAGUCCAAGGAGCCAUGAUCCAGUACUCUGUUACAGGACAACACCCAUCUGGGUUUCAGACACAGCAGUCCCUUUACCAAGCGCAUUCCCAGCAGCUGUACAGCCUUUCACAACCCAGCCAGCAGUGCUCUCCUGGAAAUAUUUACAGCCCAGCUUAUCAUACACAGUCUCAGUAUUCACAGGCCCGAAUUGCCACUCACGGUGACCAGGACCUCCAACCCAAGACCUACCCCAAACCCAUCUAUUCUUACAGCUGUCUGAUUGCCAUGGCACUAAAGAACAGCAAAACAGGAAGCCUCCCAGUCAGUGAGAUCUACAGCUUCAUGAAGGAGCACUUUCCUUAUUUCAAGACUGCUCCAGAUGGCUGGAAGAAUUCUGUCAGACACAACCUCUCACUGAACAAGUGCUUCGAGAAGGUGGAGAACAAGCUGAGUGGCUCUUCACGGAAAGGGUGCCUUUGGGCACUCAAUCCAGCCAAGAUUGAAAAGAUGGAGGAAGAGAUGCAGAAAUGGAAGCGCAAGGAUCUUGGAGCGAUUCGCAGGAGCAUGGCAAACCCAGAUGAAUUGGACAAAUUGAUAUCUGAUCGGCCAGAAAACUGCAGGAGGCCGUCAAAAUAUUCGGAGAGAACAAUUCACACGGCAACGCAGGUGACCAGCGCACAAGGAAGCCUUGCGGUGCCACAUCUCCCCCACCAGUCUGUGGCCACCCUUUCCUUGCACCCCCUGCCUUUGCACCACCACAUCCAACAGCAACAGCGACAGACGCGGAUUAGCCCUGACUCACCGGCGCCAGCUCAGAGUCCGCCUCUCCACGCCAUGCCAGAUAUUAGCCACAGCCCGUUGUUGCACCAUGGAGCUAGCAGGGUUGCUUCCGAUUUAUUCUGCAUGACAACAGACAUGAACACUGAUGUUGAUGCCCUCGACCCAACCAUCAUGGACUUUGCUUUGCACGGAAAUCUAUGGGAAGAAAUGAAAGAUGAGAGUUUCAACUUGGACACACUCGGUGCGUUUAGCACAUCUCCGCUCCGUCUCUCAGACUCUCCUCUUGGAACAGUUGGUCUCACUCCUGUGUCCAGUGGAAGCGAAAAUUCAUUCUCUGAUCUGCAGGUUACUGGUCUUUACACCACCUAUGCUAGCUUGGAGAAUGUCCCAGCACAAUACCUGAACGCACAAGGGAAUAAGCCAAUAGCACUGCAAUAAAGAAAUGGUUCUCCGAUCUGCCAGGACCUGCUAAUAAGCGAUAUGUUGAUGCACUGAAGGCUAAACAUAUAACAUCACUGGAAAGAGUUAUUAUGUUACUUCUUAAGUCAUAAGCAUAUUUAACUCUCAUGUAAGGCUGUAGUUUUUCAAUGGAUUUGGUUGUCUUAAAUCAUUCAGCCUUUGGAAGGAAUUUUACACUCCAUGCUGUCUGCAAGUCUGGCAAACUAAAAGCAGCCUUCAUGUGGAACAGGCUUAAAAGAUGAACACGAAAAGUGUAUUGUCUACUAUUGACAUGACUGAAGAACAGCCAAACUGUUCUCAUUAAAGAAUGGUUUUUGGUAAAUAAUAAAAACAUAUUGAUUAACUGAUUACAAAAGCCUUGGAGUGAGAUGGAAAAACAACAAACGUUUAACUGCAAAGUUAAAUCUGUAAAUUGUUCAGAUUUUAGCAUUGUUUACCUCUCAAUGAUAGCAUAUUAAUAUUCAAUUUAUAACAAAGCAAUAUUGUACUUCUUUGGUUAUGUCCAGUUUUGUUGAUGAAUAAUACCCAGAUUGGCAAACAAUGUACAUAUCAGCCCACUUUAGCCAUUUGACCAAAUUUACAUCCAGUGAAUCAAAGCAGACCAUGGAAAAGCACCCAAACAGAAAAGACCAUCAGACCCAUGAAGUUGCUCGUUACAUAAAUAAUUUCAAAAUUGUUGACACCAUUGACGUUAUGAAAAAUGUUGGGUGCUGCUCGUGCUGCUGUGUUUGGAUGAUAACUUGCCACAGAUCACAAUGCAAAACCUAUUUUUGAUAUGAAUUUGCAGAGUCAAGUUUUGAAUGAUUUUAGUUAGAAGGAUGAAGAAGAUUAACUGCAGGAUUUUGUAACUUGGUGGAAGAAUGAAGCUGGGAAAGUAAAAAGGAAGGACUCAAGAAAUCACUAGCAAUCCAGUGAAAUUGUGACGAAUGCAAUCAUCAGAAUCAUGGCAGAUUCUUGGAUGAGAGAUUGACUAGGUUGGGAUUGUUUUUGCUAGAGUUCAGAUGUUUUUGGGGAGAUCUCACAGUGACUUAUAAAAUUCUGACAGGACUAGACAGGGUAGAUGCAGGGAGGAUGUUCCUGAUGAUAGGUAUGUACAGAACCGGGGUCACAGUAUGAGGAUUUGGGGUAGAUGAUUUAGGACGGAGAUGAGGAGACAUUUCUUCAUCCAGAGAGUGGUAAGCCUGUGGAAUUCAUUACCACAUGAAGUAGUUGAUGCCAAAACAUUGAAUGUAUUCAAGAGGUGAAUAGAUAUAGUACUUGGGGGCAACUGUGAUCAAAGGUUAUGGAGAGAAAGCAGGAUUAGGCUGAUGAGUUGGAUGAUCAACCAUGAUUGUGAAGAACGUUGAAGCAGGCUCAAAGGGCCGAAAGACCUUAUCCUGUUCCUAUCUUCUAUGUUUCUAUUGAAUAGGAUGCUGGUUAUUGUGACAUCACUUUUAAUUUUCAGGAAGUGGACAAAUAUCCAGUGGUUUAGCUUUCUGAAUUGGAUAGUCUACUGCAACAAAGUCCUACAGGGAACACAGGCACAAAUUUUAAGAGAAAAGGUUUAUUCUAUGAUCGACUAAGAGAUAUGAACUUUGGAGGAGAAAAUGCUAACCCAGGACUUGCAAUGGAUGCAAAACAGAAACAAACUUGAAUGCACAAAAGUGAACAUCAUUAAUGGCUGAAAACUCAAAUUAAACAAUUCUUAGUAGAUCCUAGAAAUGUGAACUCUUUUGCUUUGUAAGUGUUCUGUUGCAUUGUGAUAGCUCAGUACAGUGGAAUGUGUUGGUGCUGUUGUGAUAGACAGUAUUACAGUGUGUAAAUUUUAAUUUAUAUUUAUUUUUUAAGGAUAAGUUGAAACCUGUUUCAUAAGAAUU
Molecule: messenger RNA, 3483 nt
Organism: Stegostoma tigrinum
Lineage: Eukaryota; Metazoa; Chordata; Chondrichthyes; Orectolobiformes; Stegostomatidae
Gene: foxn4
Product: forkhead box N4
Exons: 10
Coding region: 113-1606 (497 amino acids)
Biological process (GO): regulation of transcription by RNA polymerase II
Molecular function (GO): DNA-binding transcription factor activity, RNA polymerase II-specific; transcription cis-regulatory region binding
Source: RefSeq, a predicted model, not a curated record